AUGACUUCAAAGCGCCCCCUUCCCAUAGAUGAGAUAUGGGGAGAACCUGAUGCUUACAUUGAGGCGUUGCUCUCCUUCUCCACCACGUCCGUGCUGUUUAUGAAUUUGUGUGGUGGCGUGCAUAUGGUCGACUUUCUGACCCGCGAACCCGAUGUCUAUACAACGUUAUUGCCAGAAAAUUGGAGAUCAUUUUUUGAUCAACAUGAUGUUCAGCAAAUUAUCGAUCUGCUUUUGAGGGAGGACAUUGACCAUUUGCGAGGGAUUCAACGUCCCACUGCCGACCAGGCUAGCCUUACCUGGAAUGGAGCAGCAUUCCCUCCACAGACCCUGCUAGACUAUAUUUCGUCAGUCCGUCGACUAACGCUCCGACGAGAUCUAUGUACCCCACCUUCAAAAAGUAUCGACCUACCAACGCAAGUUGCUAUGCGCAUGAACCGAAAAAAAGCGCAUGAGGUUCAAUGCUUCUCUCAAUAUGUUGCAUCCCUGUCCGACACUGUCCAUGAAUACCGAGGAGAGCCAAUCUCUCAUAUCGUCGAUUUUGGAUCUGGUCAGAACUAUCUUGGACGUACGCUGGCCAGUCCUCCUUAUCAUAAACAUAUCAUCGCAAUCGAGCGCAAGCACCAAUAUAUUACAGGUGCUAAAGGAAUGGAUGUUCGAGCAAAACUAGCGGUUGACCCGAAAGCUUUGUACAUACAAAGGAGCAAAAACGAUAUUGAUUGCGCCAAUGAAACAACGAAAGAGACUGCCACUGAGACAACAAAUACCCCCUUGCUAGUGGAAACAAAUUUGCAGGUCUUGGACUCGGAAAAUGCCACUGCUCCCAAUAUUUUAGAUGAAAUCACCCUUGGGCCAGACGAUGUACUAGGGUCUACUACCAAAGGCCAAAUUCGAGAAAGGGCCCCGAGGCCGGAGAUCGACAGCCGUGGUAAUAUCAGCUAUAUUGAGCAUGAAAUUGAAGAUGGCUAUUUAGAGCAUAUUACCAACCCAGUCAUUAAAUCAUCCUCCCUGGAAUUUUCCAAUGAAACAGCAGAAAAAACCAAUGCAAGACUAAUGGUUGUUUCUGUCCAUUCUUGUGGGAACCUUCUUCACCAUGGCGUACGAUCUCUGAUUCUAAACCCUUCAGUUGUGGCCAUUGCUAUGGUUGGUUGCUGUUACAAUUUGAUGACUGAGCGCCUUGGUCCAGUAAAACAACAGCUUUCUAUCUUCCAUUCCCAACACCCCCGACUUGAGGAGACUAGUUCAUCAUACGAUUCACAUGGGUUUCCAAUGUCAAAAUACUACGAAUCUUAUGAAACUCCCGGAACAACAAGUGGAAUACGACUGAAUAUCACCGCUCGUGCACUGGCCGUGCAAGCCCCACAUAAUUGGACUGUCAAAGCUAGUGAGGUAUCUUUUACACGCCAUUUUUUCCGUGCUCUGCUUCAACGUAUCUUGGUUGAUCGAGGCGUUCUUCCGAAUUGCCCAGGGCCAGGCAGUCCUUCCGGAUCUAAUACAAGCACUCUUAUCAUCGGAUCAUUGCCAAAAGCUGCGUUCAAGUCUUUCAGCGCAUAUUUUCGUGCUGCUACGAACAAGAUGAGCCAGGACCCCGUCUAUGGUUCCAAGAUACAGGAACACGUUGACACCCUGAGCGACAACGAAAUCCACGAGUACGAGGACCGGUACUCACAAACAAGAAAAUAUGUCAGCGUUUUGUGGAGCUUGGUGGCAUUUAGUGCUCAGGUCGUCGAGUCCCUCAUCGUUGUGGAUCGAUGGCAAUUUUUGCGAGAACAGGAUUUAGUCAAAGAAUGCUGGAUUGAACCAGUGUUUGACUACGGUCAAAGUCCACGUAACUUGGCAAUCGUCGGUCUAAAAAAGUGA
Molecule: messenger RNA, 1857 nt
Organism: Penicillium angulare
Lineage: Eukaryota; Fungi; Ascomycota; Eurotiomycetes; Eurotiales; Aspergillaceae
Exons: 1
Coding region: 1-1857 (618 amino acids)
Source: RefSeq, a predicted model, not a curated record